Molecule: messenger RNA, 327 nt
Organism: Parus major (Great Tit)
Lineage: Eukaryota; Metazoa; Chordata; Aves; Passeriformes; Paridae
Product: feather keratin Cos1-2-like
Exons: 1
Coding region: 19-327 (102 amino acids)
Cellular component (GO): intermediate filament
Molecular function (GO): structural constituent of cytoskeleton
Source: RefSeq, a predicted model, not a curated record
CACCUGUGACCCCGAGCCAUGUCCUGCUGCAAGCCCUGCGACCCUUGCUGCCAGCCCUGCGGCCCCUGCCCACUGGCCAACAGCUGCAAUGAGUGCUGUGUCAGGCAGUGCCAGGAUUCCCAUGUGGCCAUCCAGCCCUCGGCCGUUGUCGUGACCCUUCCUGGCCCCAUCCUCAGCUCCUUCCCACAGAACACCGCCGUGGGAUCCUCCACCUCCGCUGCCGUUGGCAACAUCCUCAGCUGUGGUGGAGUGCCCAUCAACUCUGGGGGCUUUGACAUCUCCUGCAUCACCAACUGCUAUGGUGGCAACAGAUGUCGUCCCUGCUAA